Trypanosoma cruzi is the source of this 681-nucleotide messenger RNA. RefSeq names its product GTP-binding protein, putative. Lineage: Eukaryota; Euglenozoa; Kinetoplastea; Trypanosomatida; Trypanosomatidae. Gene Ontology annotation, biological process: Ras protein signal transduction. Gene Ontology annotation, cellular component: plasma membrane. The record is from RefSeq and is a predicted model, not a curated record. The transcript has a single exon. Bases 1 to 681 code for a protein of 226 amino acids. Gene Ontology annotation, molecular function: GTPase activity; GTP binding; GDP binding.
AUGCCCGAUAUCCCCAUUGUUGUCUUGGGGGGUGGCGGUGUUGGAAAAAGUUGCCUGACUAUUCAGUACAUCCAGGGUCAUUUUGUGGACAAGUAUGACGCCACCAUUGAGGAUGUGUAUCGCAAGCCUAUCGAUAUUGACAACCAACCUGCAGUGCUAACAAUAGUAGAUACAGCAGGACAAGAUGCCUUUGGUGCGAUGCGUGACCAGUAUUUGCGGAAGGGAGAGGGCUUUGUUUUGGUGUAUAGCAUCACCGACACGGAAAGUUUUCAGCAGCUGAAACGUAUAUAUGCCCAGCUUUGCCGCGUAAAAGGGGACCAACCCGUUUUCUGCGUGGUGGUUGGGAACAAAAUCGACGAGGUGAACUACCGAGUCGUAAGCACUGAGGACGGCAAUCAGUUUGCAGCGCAGGUGCGAUGCCCGUUUCUUGAGGUGACGGCCAAAAAUCGAGGGAUGGCAGAAAAAGUAUUUGAAACACUAGUUCGUACCAUUCGAAACGGGGGCACUGCAUGCGAGCAGCGGGUUGCGAACGGUGUGGGGAAGCCCCCCUGCACCGAUGCAAGAGGGAACGGGGCGACGACUCAUCCAAACAUGAAAGCGGCUCCGCAGGUUGUAGAUCCUCCUGCUAUUCCAUCGCCUGCCUAUCCAAAGAGGAAAAAAAGACGUUGCGUUUUAUUGUGA